This is a messenger RNA of Manihot esculenta (cassava), 2372 nucleotides long. RefSeq names its product translation factor GUF1 homolog, chloroplastic. The coding region runs from base 36 to 2075 and encodes 679 amino acids. Gene Ontology annotation, biological process: positive regulation of translation. The transcript has 22 exons. The record is from RefSeq and is a predicted model, not a curated record. NCBI's taxonomy places the organism in Eukaryota, Viridiplantae, Streptophyta, Magnoliopsida, Malpighiales, Euphorbiaceae. Gene Ontology annotation, molecular function: ribosome binding; GTP binding; GTPase activity.
GAAAACAACCAUUACCAUCGCCAGUAGUCCGCCAAAUGGCUACGGACCUCUCUUCUCCUACGCUCCUCUUAUCCAGAAACCACAUUUCAACUCCACGAUUUCACCAAACAAGACACUCUCUCCCUUACUAUAGAACAACUUAUCCUCUCUCCAAUUCCAUAACCGCCAUCCCCAGGCUUCGCCUCCUCUGCCGUACUUCUGGAACUCAGUCCACCAGUGUUUCCGACUUCGAAUUGACUGCCGCAGUUGGCCAGCAUCGUCUUUCCAAGGUUCCUGUUGCCAAUAUUAGAAAUUUUUGCAUCAUAGCACAUAUUGAUCAUGGGAAGUCAACAUUGGCCGAUAAAUUGCUUCAAAUGACUGGGACUGUGCAGCAACGAGAAAUGAAGGAGCAGUUUCUUGAUAGCAUGGAUUUGGAAAGAGAAAGAGGCAUCACUAUCAAAUUGCAGGCAGCAAGGAUGCGUUAUGUUUAUGAAGAUGAACCAUAUUGCCUGAAUUUGAUUGACACUCCUGGACAUGUAGACUUCUCUUAUGAGGUUUCUCGUUCUCUUGCUGCUUGUGAGGGUGCUCUACUGGUUGUUGAUGCUUCUCAGGGAGUGGAAGCACAAACGUUGGCUAAUGUUUAUUUGGCCUUGGAAAGUAACCUAGAAAUCAUCCCUGUUUUAAACAAAAUAGAUCUUCCAGGUGCUGAGCCAGAUCGUGUUAUCCAGGAGAUUGAAGAGGUAAUUGGUUUGGAUUGUAGGGAUGCAAUACGCUGCUCUGCAAAGGAGGGAAUAGGUAUAACUGACAUUCUGAAUGCAAUUGUCAAAAGGAUACCUUCACCCCGUGAUACUGCUAAAAUGCCAUUGAGGGCUUUAAUAUUUGACAGUUACUAUGAUCCCUAUCGUGGUGUUAUUGUGUAUUUCCGGGUCAUAGAUGGGAGUAUAAAGAAAGGUGACAGAAUUUAUUUCAUGGCUAGUAAGAAGGAUUACUUUGCUGAUGAAAUUGGAGUUUUAUCUCCUAAUCAGUUGCAAGUGGAAGAACUGUAUUCUGGUGAAGUAGGCUACCUUUCUGCUUCUAUAAGGUCAGUAGCAGAUGCCAGGGUGGGUGACACUGUUACGCACUACAAUAGAAGGGCAGAAAAUUCACUACCUGGAUACAAGGAAGCUACUCCAAUGGUGUUCUGUGGGCUGUUUCCUGUUGAUGCUGACCAGUUUCCCGAGUUACGUGAUGCAUUGGAAAAGCUACAGCUCAAUGAUGCUGCAUUAAAGUUUGAGCCUGAAACGUCAAGUGCCAUGGGUUUUGGAUUUAGAUGUGGUUUCCUUGGUCUAUUACACAUGGAAAUUGUUCAGGAAAGGCUCGAAAGAGAAUAUAAUCUGAGCUUAAUAACAACAGCUCCAAGUGUUGUAUACAGAGUGAACUGUGCAAAUGGCAAUACAGUUGAGUGCUCAAAUCCAUCUUUGCUUCCUGAACCUGGAAAAAGGUUGUCAAUUGAGGAGCCAUUUGUGAAGAUUGAAAUGCUUACGCCAAAAGAUUAUAUUGGUCCACUUAUGGAGCUGGCUCAAGAUAGAAGAGGGGAUUUUAAAGAGAUGAAAUUUAUAACUGAGAGUAGAGCAUCCAUCACAUAUGAAUUACCCCUAGCUGAGAUGGUAGGUGAUUUUUUUGACCAGUUGAAGUCCAGGAGUAAAGGAUAUGCUAGCAUGGAGUACACUUUUAUCGGGUACAGGGAAAGUGAUUUGAUAAAGCUUGAUAUUCAAAUAAAUGGUGAUCCCGUGGAACCACUAGCCACUAUUGUGCACAAGGACAAGGCAUAUGGUGUGGGGAGGGCUCUUACGCAAAAGUUGAAAGAGCUCAUACCAAGGCAAAUGUUUAAAGUGCCCAUUCAAGCGUGCAUUGGUUCAAAAGUUAUUGCUAGUGAAUCCUUGCCAGCAAUUAGGAAGGAUGUCUUGGCCAAGUGCUAUGGUGGGGACAUUUCAAGGAAAAAGAAGUUGCUCAAGAAACAGGCUGAAGGGAAGAAAAGAAUGAAGGCAAUUGGCAAGGUAGAUGUACCUCAAGAAGCUUUCAUGGCUGUAUUGAAACUUGAAAAGGAGGUGUUGUAAUGAAUAAUAUAUUACUUCUUAACUUGUAAUGUUACUUCCUGUUAAUGCAAUCUGAAACUUAGCCAUGAAAAUAAACAAGUUUGUGCCCGUUUAUUUUGAAUCAUCUGUUUAUUUUACCUUUGAGGCUGUUAUGUUGCAAAGUUCACUACUCAAAAUGAGUAUAUUUUAACUGAGAGGGAUUCAUAAGUUGGUUCAAUUUCAUAGAUCAAGUAAAUCAAAUCACUUCACAUUGUAUUUAUGUUUAUGUGAACAUGAAAGAGUAAUUGGAAGUUAUAUCACAUAUUUUGGUUGAUUUAA